Molecule: messenger RNA, 1649 nt
Organism: Ricinus communis (castor bean)
Lineage: Eukaryota; Viridiplantae; Streptophyta; Magnoliopsida; Malpighiales; Euphorbiaceae
Product: serine carboxypeptidase-like 20
Exons: 14
Coding region: 40-1503 (487 amino acids)
Biological process (GO): proteolysis; secondary metabolic process
Molecular function (GO): acyltransferase activity, transferring groups other than amino-acyl groups; serine-type carboxypeptidase activity
Source: RefSeq, a predicted model, not a curated record
UGGAUAUGCAAAACCUGUAUUUCCUUUGAACGUAUAAACAUGGUCAUCAUUGCCAUGGAUAAGUUGUUUGUUUUGGGUAUUUCAUUUUGCAUAAUUUUGAGUUCAGCAUUCACUGAAGCAGCUCCAAAAGCUUCACUUGUCACUUCCUUACCUGGUUUCAAUGGCACUUUCCCAUCAAAACACUACUCGGGGUAUGUGAGCUUCAACCAGAAGAAUCUUUUCUACUAUUUUGUUGUUUCAGAAAGAAGUCCAUUAAAAGACCCUGUAGUUUUAUGGCUUAACGGUGGACCUGGCUGCUCUAGCUUUGAUGGCUUUGUCUAUGAACAUGGACCAUUCAACUUUCAAGAACACAAAAAAGGAACUCUCCCCAUCUUGCAUCUCAAUCCAUAUAGUUGGUCCAAGGUUGCAAGUAUCAUUUACUUAGAUUCUCCUUGUGGAGUUGGAUUCUCUUACUCUCAGAAUGCAACUAAAUACAUUACUGGUGACCUGCAAACUGCUGCUGAUACACAUACUUUUAUACUUAAGUGGUUUAAGCUAUACCCAGAGUUCCUUGACAAUCCAUUUUACAUUUCUGGAGAGUCUUAUGCUGGGAUUUAUGUGCCUACUCUGGCUGCUAAGAUCGUCAAAGGACUAAAAAUCGGUGUAAAACCCAGAAUCAAUUUUAAGGGUUACACAGUGGGCAAUGGAGUGGCAGACAACUAUUUUGACAGCACUCUAGUUGCUCUUGUACCUUUUGCACAUGGAAUGGGUCUCAUCUCUGAUGAUAUUUAUGAGGAAAUUCAAGUUGGUUGCAGUGGAAACAGGAUCAAGCCUUGUCUUUUGGCUGUUCGAAAAGGUGCCAAGAGUCUGGGGGACCUAAACUUUUAUAAUAUACUAGAGCCCUGCUACCACAACCCAAAAGAAGAAGGAAACACAAGCUUGCCAUUAAGUUUUCAGCAGUUAGGGGAAAGUGAGAGACCUCUCAAGGUAAGAAAGAGAAUGUUCGGGCGUGCUUGGCCUCUUUGGGGCCAGAUGAAAGAUGGCACUUUGUGGCCUCAACUUGCAUACCACGGCAGCGUUUUGUGCUUUAAUGAUGAAACUGCAACUGCAUGGCUUAAUGAUGAAAGAGUUAGGAAAGCAAUUCAUGCUAAACCAAAAUCCAUUGCGGGUCCUUGGGAGCUUUGCACAGAUAGAUUGAACUACUCCAGUUAUGGUGCUGGAAGUAUGCUCCCUUACCAUAAGAAUCUUACAUUGCAAGGAUACAGAGCACUUAUUUACAGUGGAGACCAUGAUAUGUGUGUGCCAUUUACUGGGACUCAAGCAUGGGUUAGGUCACUCGGGUAUAAGAUAGUGGACCAAUGGAGACCAUGGAUAUCCAAUUACCAGGUUGCUGGGUACCUGCAAGGAUAUGCUAAUAACCUCACAUUCCUUACAGUAAAGGGCGCAGGGCAUACAGUCCCAGAAUACAAGCCAAGAGAGUCACUGGACUUUUAUAGCCGUUGGUUGGAAGGAAAACCAAUAUGAUCAUUGACUUUGGACAAAUAAUUUUUAGAUAGCAUCUUUAACUUGCUGCUUCUGUUUGAUCUGUUAACUCUACUGAUGUGAUACAUUAUCAGAAGAAUAUUGCAGUUUUGUUAUUCAAACAUUAAACAAUGCAUAAUUAUAGUAAA